AUGGAUAACGAUAGUGGUGAAACAAAUAUCACAGCUCAUCAUCCUGACAUAUCUGACGUCUACAGCAACCACCUGCCUUCCAUCCUCAUCAACAGAUUGUUCACACUGAUAUUCUACAUCAUCGGACUGCCGGCCAAUCCUGUGUGCGCUUACAUCUGGCUGCAACAAAAGACUCGCGCCAACAAUUCGUCGGCCAUCUACCUGGGCGCCUUGUCCAUCUCCCAUGUGGUGUUUCUGGCCUUGCACAUCCUGCAGGAACUACGCUACGCCUGGGGAAUUAGCAUCUACGACGGUUAUGUCUCCUGUGAGAUAUUCAAUAUGUUAUUUUGUAUCCCACAAUACUUAGCGCCACUUCUAGUUUUGGGUUUUACAGUGGAACGUUACAUUGCCGUCUGCCAUCCUUUCGCCAAGGAGAGGUUCUGCACCGUGCGGCGGGCAGUCCUUGUUGUCAUAUGUCUCCUGGCCGUCUGCAUCAUCAUCAGCACCUUGCAGGCCUACUUUUGGACGUACGAUGAGGUGAAGAAAAUAUGCAACCACCGACAGGAGCUGCAGGCGUCUCCAUUCAUCGAGAUCUGGACAUGGUCGACAGAGUUGCUUCUGUUUGGGGUUGCUCCGCUGGCUGCUCUCGUCUUCAACAUCCUGGUGAUUCGUGAGAUCCGCAGCUUGACCACAAGUGGCCCUGCCCACCUGGGGGUGUCAGUAGGCAGCCAGACGUCCACUGUCACUCUCCUGAGCGUAUCUUUUUACCUGAUAUGUACUUGGCUCCCCUACACUAUAGUUUACUCCAUGUACAAUCAGUUCCCUAUUGGUCCCUUUCCCAUCCAACCAGAAGCUGUUCAGGCUGACCCAACAUGGCGUAGACAUUUGAUGUAUAUUCUGGUCAGGAAUUUCCUCACAGAGAUCACAUUAUCUAACUCCGCCUGCUACUUCUUCAUUUACUAUGCAACCGGCAAAUACUUCAGACAGCGGGUGCAUGAGCUCCUGUGUCCAGCCUCCUGGCUGCAGACAAAGGACAGUAGCCAUCCCAAGAAAUCCUACCUGGCCAUCUCUAGCACGGCUUUCAUCAAGGGAAAGCCGGCCGCCUGUGUGUGA
Candidula unifasciata is the source of this 1092-nucleotide messenger RNA. The record is from the annotation of a GenBank genome assembly. NCBI's taxonomy places the organism in Eukaryota, Metazoa, Mollusca, Gastropoda, Stylommatophora, Geomitridae.